AUGGUCAUCGGUCUCCUCAUCCUGUCCGCCAUCCCCACCGUAGCGGGGGUGUCUCUCGCCUCCAACGAACAGCGGAAAGCCAACGAGCGCAAGAACGACGAGCGUCGCAUGGCCAAAUUCUACAUCGAUGUCGCCGCGCCGCCGUACAAUAUCGAGGAUCCCGAGGUACAUGGCAAACGGGUGGUUUUGCGGGAUUUCAAGGUCUUUCUUGAUGACCCCGACCCCACGAAACGAGAUCCUCCCGCGCAUACCGCCCAGGCGUUCUACAUCGAGUACCCGGAGUUCGAUCAUAUGAAACAUCUGAAGCGCGGGCUGGGGGUCGCGACGACUAUCUCGGACAAUCCGCCCAUGUUGGGGUGGAUCUAUGCGGACAAGGAUACGCAUGAGCUCAAGUAUGGGAACCGGACGCAGAGUUGCGAGCAUGUGAUCGGGCCGUGGGAUUGGGUGGACGAUGAGACGACCUUGACGCUAGAGGGGAGCCGGCAGUUUGUCGCGGUCAAGGAAGACGAUGGCUCGUGGGGGGUGUACUUCGACCGGGACGGGGAUGAGUUGGAGGGGGUCUUGGAGGAGCAAGGGAAACUGGACAAUGAGUAUCUGUUGCUACGGCUGAAGAGGAAUUUGAUCGAGCAGCCUGACGAUAAGAAUAAAAACAAUAAUACAUGA
Molecule: messenger RNA, 663 nt
Organism: Aspergillus fijiensis CBS 313.89
Lineage: Eukaryota; Fungi; Ascomycota; Eurotiomycetes; Eurotiales; Aspergillaceae
Exons: 2
Coding region: 1-663 (220 amino acids)
Source: RefSeq, a predicted model, not a curated record